Molecule: messenger RNA, 965 nt
Organism: Budorcas taxicolor (takin)
Lineage: Eukaryota; Metazoa; Chordata; Mammalia; Artiodactyla; Bovidae
Gene: GUCD1
Product: guanylyl cyclase domain containing 1
Exons: 6
Coding region: 98-823 (241 amino acids)
Source: RefSeq, a predicted model, not a curated record
GCCGGCGCGCGCCGGCCGCGCGCUCUCGUCCCCAGUCGACGCCAGAGCUGCAGCCCGCGCCGGGCCGGGGCCAUGGGAGCCCCGCGCCGCCCGGGUCAUGAGGACGGAGGUGGACGCGGAGGCAGCGGGGCCGCCGCUCGAGCCCGGGGACUUCGUGCAGCUGCCGGUGCCCGUCAUCCAGCAGCUCUUUCACUGGGACUGCGGCCUGGCCUGCUCCAGGAUGGUGCUCCGGUACCUGGGCCAGCUGGACGAGGCUGAGUUCGCGAGGGCCCUGCAGGAGCUGCGGCUCACCAGGAGCAUCUGGACCAUCGACCUGGCCUACCUGAUGCGCCGCUUUGGUGUGCGGCACCGCUUCUGCACCCAGACCCUGGGCGUGGACAAGGGCUACAAGAACCAGUCCUUUUACAGGAAGCACUUUGACACAGAGGAGACCCGGGUGAACCAGCUCUUUGCACAAGCCAAGACUUGCAAGGUGCUGGUGGAGAAGUGCAGGGUGAGCGUGCAGGACAUCCAGGCCCACCUGGCGCAGGGCCACGUGGCCAUCGUGCUGGUGAACUCAGGGGUGCUGCACUGCGACCUCUGCUCCAGCCCCCCCAAGUACUGCUGCUUCGCGCCCAGCGGGCCCCGCUGUUUCUGCCGCUCACCCGACUACCAGGGCCACUUCAUCGUGCUGCGCGGCUACAGCCGGGCCGCCGGCUGCGUCUUCUACAACAACCCGGCCUACGCUGACCGAAUGUGCAGCGCCAGCAUCAGCAACUUCGAGGAGGCCAGGACCAGCUACGGCACAGACGAGGACAUCCUCUUCGUCUACGUGGACAGCUGACAGCGGGAGCCCGCUCCAGAGGCGCUGGCCCAGGCCCGGGGCUCAGGCGAGGCGCCGCGUCCCUGCUGGCUGUUGACGUCGUCCUCCGGGCCCGAGGCCGGCUCCCGCUGCGCUCAGGGGACGUCUGCCCCCACGGGCGCCC